Molecule: messenger RNA, 1680 nt
Organism: Cornus florida
Lineage: Eukaryota; Viridiplantae; Streptophyta; Magnoliopsida; Cornales; Cornaceae
Exons: 3
Coding region: 1-1680 (559 amino acids)
Molecular function (GO): nucleic acid binding; zinc ion binding
Source: RefSeq, a predicted model, not a curated record
AUGUGGGAUUCACUUCAAGCAGCUCAUGAGGGAAAUAAGGUCAUAAAGGAAAACAAAAUUCAGCUAUUCACGGUUCAAUAUGAAGUUUGUAAAAUGGAAGAAAGAGAAACCAUUGCAGAAUAUAAGUUUAAAAUCAAUAAUCUUGUAAACAAUAUGAGAGCUCUUGGUGAAGAUAUUAAAGAUUCUGAUGUGUGUGAGAAAAUUAUUAGAUCUCUCACUUCCAGAUUCAAUGCCAAGGUUACUAUUCUAGAAGACAAAGAUUUGUCUAACAUGAAGAUUAAUGAACUACAAGCAUCUCUCACAGCUUAUGAGAUAAGAGUUGGUCCUCCUACUUUACAUAGAAGAGAAACAGCACUCAAAGCCAAGGAGAAUGUUGAAGAAGAUGAGUCUAAAUUAGAAGAUGAUCUUGAAGAGGAUGAAGUGGCUUACCUUGCUAAGAAAUUCAGAAAAUUCAGGUUUAAAAGGAAAUCUCAGUUGCAGAAUCUAACAUGCUAUGGGUGUAGGAAGCCUGGUCAUAUUGUAUCCAAGUGUCCUAACUCUAAAGGGAAAACUCAGAGAAAGUUUGAAGGACUUAACAACAAAGGAAAGUUUGGAAGAAAAACCUUACUCUCAGACUGGGAAACAGCCAUUGAAGAAAAAGAGAAACUUAAAGAAGAUCAAGAAGAUGAAUGUUUAUUCAUGGCCAUUUUAGAACCAUCAAAAGAGUCUGUUGAAACUAAAGAAGAUACUGACACAGAGAUUGAGGAAAUUCUGGAAGAAUGUGAAAGACUUGCUAAACAAUCUACUAAGCAAAUUGGGAAGACUGGAAUUGGAUAUGUAUGUGAUUCAGCUAGUAAGAUUAGUCAGAAACACUCAACAUUUGUGAAGGCCACCACUGGAGAAGUAUAUGCAAGAUAUCCCAUUAUGAAACCUCUGAGAUCAAGGUUUGAUAUUUUUAACAACAUUCAAUAUCCUUUGAGUUUCAAUAAGAGAGACUUUGUUACAUCAGCUGCAAGGAACUUUAAGAUCACUAAGAUGUAUAUGAAGAAGUCAGACCUAACUCAAGGAAUGAAAGUUAAAGACAAAGGGGACAAAUGGUAUGUUAACAGUGGCUGUUCGAGACAUAUGACAGGUGAUGGCUCAAAAUUUAACUCCUUACAGCAGUUUAAUGGUGGAAAUGUUAUAUUUGGGGAUAAUCAAAGAGCUAAGAUUGUUGGAAUUGGCAUUGUGAGUAAGUCUGAAGAGUUACCAGAGAUUCAAGAAGUUCUAUUGGUUGAAGGGCUUAAACAUAAUCUCCUAAGUGUAAGUCAAUUGUGUGAUAGUGGGAAGGAAGUCUGCUUUAACAAAGAAAGAUGCAAUGUGAUUGAUCUGGAAUCAAAACAAGUUUUGUUCUCAGCAAGUAAAUCCUUAGGAAAUGUCUACACAGUCACUGAAGAAAGUCAGGUCACCCAAUGUAACUUAACAACCUGUGAUGAAGCUAAGUUGUGGUACAAGAGGUUAGGCCAUCUUCAUUCAAGGAACAUGUCCAAGAUAUUGAAGCUGAAAGCUGUUAAAGGUCUGCCUGACAUUUGUUUUAAGGAUGAUCAUCUUUGUAAAGCAUGUCAACAAGGAAAACAAACUAAAGUUUCAUUCCAUUCCAAGGAAAUCAACUCCUCUAAGGCACUUGACCUGAUACACAUGGAUCUUUGUGGACCUACCUGA